AUGGCGUCAACGGGCAAGCCUCCGCUGGAGGACGCACGUCGGAUAACUGGAUCACCGAAAAUGAAGAGCCGUGAAAACGCGAAAGACACCUUGUGCCGUAAUGUGACUAUAUAUGGCCGUUGUCGCUAUGAGGACAAGGGAUGUGCUUUCAAUCAUGACCCGUCCAAACUGAAUGCGCACCAAUCAGAUAGCAAAAAGAGAUUCAAUGUAGACUCACCCAGCUUCACUCCAUCGUCUCUCUCUGGGAAUGGAGCACCAAAGAAAUCCACUGCCAUUUCUCCCAAGGCCGUUAGCGCUGCUCCAUUCCAACCUCGGACCUCAACAAGAUCCAACACGAGCACUCCUUCGGGACGCUCAGAAGCAGUUCAAGACUGGACAGUGGCUGACGUGCAGGAGUUCAUUCCCCAAAACUUCGAUGUGCUCGUCGAGCUCGUGACCACCGUGCUCUAUUUCCCUCCCUUCUUCCCUCAUCCCGUUCCUGUGCAUUCUCAAACCAUGCAACCCACUUGCAGUGAUAUCAAGAUGCCAGAUGACGCUGAGCCACCUAUUUCAACCCUUGCCUCUCUCCCUCUUCCUCGCAUCAAUGCUGUUGGCGUGGUCGAGUAUCCUCCAAGGGCCCCUUUGGCUUACGUUCAUCAACAGGGACCUCUGCAAGGUAACGGGAAUGGAGGCAUUGCUUCUCCCACUGCCUUUGAUCCAUUCGUGACCACUCCUACCCCGAUGACACCUGGUGCUGUUGGCCCUGUCUCUGCCAAUCCGUAUUCCCAUGAUCCCACAGCUGCGAUGGGAGGUGCUUUCUUUGCGAACCAAACUGGGUUCCAGCAACCGGUCCAAUACCAUCUCUAUGCGCCAAUCGGCCCUCACAGCCAGAACACUCUGGGGUAUCAGCGGAAUGUGCACGAUCUCUUCCUCCCCAAUGAAAUACGUGAGGAUCUGCAAAAGAAAUCUGCAGCUACCCUCCAAACCCUACCUAACACCCAACUCCCCGCACAAGUCGACUAUUUCCACUCUCUUGUUCCCCUAGAUCUGAGCCACCAGAAGAACGCUGCAACAUUUGGCUACCCAAGCUGGAUUUACAAGGCACAGUCCAGCAAAGAUGGACAUUUCUAUGCCCUUCGUCGACUUGAAGGCUUCCGUCUCACAAAUGAGAAGGCGAUUCGCUCUGUCCAAGCCUGGAAACGCGUUUGCAAUGGCAGCGUGGUCACUGUGCACGAUGCAUUCACUAGCCGCAGCUUCCAAGAUAGCUCUCUGAUCUUUGUCACUGACUAUCACCCUCUCUCCAAGACACUGGCGGAGCAGCACCUGGGUGCCGGAAACAUGGGUCUCGGCAAUCGAUUCCCGCCACGCAACAAUGCCCACAUCCCUGAGCAGGUUCUCUGGGGCUACAUGACCCAGAUCGCCAAUGCCGUGAAGGCUAUUCACGAUAAUGGUCUUGCUGCUCGGGUUCUCGAGCCUAGCAAGGUUCUUCUCACGGGAAGGAACCGCCUUCGCAUCAACGCCUGUGCUGUGCUUGAUGUCGUCCAGUUCGAUACUCAGCGCACUGUGCCCGAUCUCCAGCGACAGGAUCUCGUCAACUUCGGCCAACUUAUCCUCACUCUGGGUGCCAACUCUCCUACCAUUAUGCACAACCCUACCAAGGCCAUGGAGCAUUUCACUCGUGCUUACAGCCCCCAGCUUAAGAACUCUGUCGUCUGGCUUCUGAACUCGCUGCAGCAGGAGCCGCUCAGAGACAUUGACACUUUCAUUCACGGAAUUUCAGCUCAGCUGAUGUCGACCUUCGACUCAGCCCUGCAUAUGGAUGAUCAGCUCAGUUCCGACCUCUCCCGCGAGCUGGAGAAUGCACGCCUCGUGCGUCUCAUGACCAAGCUUGGCCUCGUCAAUGAACGUCCUGAAUACGAUCUUGACCCUCGCUGGUCCGAAACCGGAGAGCGCUACUUCCUGAAGCUUUUCCGCGACUACGUCUUCCACAUGGUAGACUCCCAAGGCGACCCUGUCGUCGAUCUUGGCCAUGUGCUCACAUGUCUCAACAAACUCGAUGCCGGCAGUGAUGAGAAGAUCACAUUGAUCGGCCGUGACGAGCAGAGCUGUUUCAUUGUCAGCUACAAGGAAGUGAAGAAGGCCCUCGAGUCAUCCUUCCAGGCGUUGCUGAAACCCCCCACCAGGCGCAUGCACUAG
Molecule: messenger RNA, 2175 nt
Organism: Penicillium brevicompactum
Lineage: Eukaryota; Fungi; Ascomycota; Eurotiomycetes; Eurotiales; Aspergillaceae
Product: PAN-complex poly(A)-binding subunit PAN3
Exons: 9
Coding region: 1-2175 (724 amino acids)
Biological process (GO): protein phosphorylation; nuclear-transcribed mRNA poly(A) tail shortening; mRNA processing
Cellular component (GO): P-body; PAN complex
Molecular function (GO): poly(A) binding; ATP binding; protein kinase activity
Source: RefSeq, a predicted model, not a curated record